This is a messenger RNA of Arachis duranensis, 951 nucleotides long. RefSeq lists its product as uncharacterized. The transcript is spliced from 7 exons. Lineage: Eukaryota; Viridiplantae; Streptophyta; Magnoliopsida; Fabales; Fabaceae. The record is from RefSeq and is a predicted model, not a curated record. The coding region runs from base 1 to 951 and encodes 316 amino acids.
AUGGACGACGGCAAGCUCCUCCCUCUUCUUCUCCUCCAAGCCCUCCAAUUCCCAAGCCACAAAGGUGCUGAACUUGAUGCAAUGGAUCAAAAUGACAUAAAUUAUGAUGAUGACGGAGAAGAUACAAGCGAGAUGAGUGCAACUUCAAAUAAAAAAGGAAUGAGUCUUGACAUGUAUUUUAAGGUACAUGGGAUAAAUUUGGAAGAUGAAGAAGAUGAGGAAGAUAAAGAAAAUGAGCUUGAUGAUAAUGCAAAUGAUGUGGGUAGUGGAGGACAAACUAGUAAUGAAGGCACAAUAAAGAAGAAAACCCUUGGAAAAACUACGUGCAAAAAGCUUCAUGCCACAGAUUUUAAUGAUCGACGGGAGGUGGUAUUUUUUCAAGGGAAGCCUGUAGGUCCAACCAACGAGGUUGUAUCUGACCUCAACCAACUAUUGGGCACAACAGUUAGAAACCCUCGUUUUGUGACUUUGUUAUAUACUAGUUGGCAUGGUGUGCCUAAUAAACUCAAAGAGGACAUGUGCGAGUAUGCUAAUCAAAAGUUCACUCUUCGCAUAAGUUCAAAGCCGUGGGUAAUGCGGGGAUUUUGUGGUGCAUGGAAAAAAUAUAAGAGAGAAAUAAAAAAAGAGCAUUUCGUAAAGUACAACAGAAAGAAAGAAAUGAUAAAGAACCGACCAUUAGAUAUUCCCGAGGUUCAAUUUCGCAAACUAAUUCGGUAUUGGAGUCUUCCGGCCAUCAAGGCUAUCUCUGCUAAGAAUACUGAAAAUAGGUUGAAACAAACAUGUCCUCACCGAAUGGGAUCCAUAAAUUUUGGAAUAGUGCGUAAGCAGCUGCGCGACUCUAAAGAGAACAGUGAAAAACCAUCAAGGGCUGAAGUUUUCAUAGCAACUCGCACAAGUAAAAAAGGAAAAGAAAUUGAUGCUAAAACACAAGCCACAAUUACUGAACUUUAG